This is a messenger RNA of Antechinus flavipes (yellow-footed antechinus), 4771 nucleotides long. RefSeq names its product lysine methyltransferase 5B (gene KMT5B). NCBI's taxonomy places the organism in Eukaryota, Metazoa, Chordata, Mammalia, Dasyuromorphia, Dasyuridae. Bases 352 to 3051 code for a protein of 899 amino acids. Gene Ontology annotation, molecular function: protein binding; histone H4K20 methyltransferase activity. The transcript has 11 exons. Gene Ontology annotation, cellular component: nucleus. The record is from RefSeq and is a predicted model, not a curated record.
GGGCGGGCGGAGGGAGGGGGCGGGAGCCGGGCCCGCAGCUGGGACUCCUUUCUCUGCCGGCGGCGGCGGAGGGAGCGGGCGGUGCUGCGGCGACGCCGCCGCCAUCUUGGAUUUUACUCUCCAUUUUUUCUCUGGAAUUAUUUUUUGGUGAUUAAUUUUCUUUGGGGGCGGAAAGGGCCGCGGGCAGCGCGUGCCCCGCACGGAGCCGCGGGGCAGCCGGGCCUCCGACCCCGGCCCCGUCCUCCUCCCGAGGGGGAGCGGGCGGCGCUCGGGCGGAGAGAAACUUGAAAUUAUUCUCUAAGCUAUUUGAAGAGAGUGACUAAAUGCCACUGGGUCGGGCUGUCUGUGGGUAUGAAGUGGUUGGGAGACUCCAAGAACAUGGUCGUGAAUGGCAGGAGAAAUGGAGGCAAGUUGUCUAACGAACACCAGCCGAGUCAAUCCAAAUUUCAGCACGCGGGAAAGGACGCCCUGAAAGCUGGCAGAAAUGCAGUUGAGAGAAGGUCAAGCAGAUGUAGCGGUGCUUCAGGGUUCGAGGGCCAGAGUCGCUAUGUUCCUUCUUCGGGGAUGUCUGCCAAGGAGCUGUGUGAAAAUGAUGACCUAGCCACCAGUCUGGUGCUUGACCCCUACCUAGGCUUUCAGACCCACAAGAUGAACACGAGCGCCUUUCCUUGGAGGAGCUCCAGGCACUUCACCAAAUCGGACAGCUGCCCUCACACGCACCCAGUGAGAUUUCGUCCUAUUAAAGGAAGGCAAGAAGAGCUGAAGGAGGUGAUUGAGCGCUUUAAGAAAGACGAGCACUUGGAAAAGGCCUUCAAAUGCCUGACCUCGGGCGAAUGGGCGCGGCACUAUUUUCUGAACAAGAAUAAGGCACAGGAGCGGUUGUUCAAGGAACACGUAUUUAUUUAUUUGCGAAUGUUUGCGACUGACAGUGGAUUUGAAAUCCUGCCGUGCAAUCGAUAUUCUUCAGAACAGAAUGGAGCCAAAAUCGUUGCAACAAAAGAGUGGAAACGGAACGACAAGAUCGAGUUGCUGGUGGGGUGUAUCGCUGAACUCUCGGAAAUAGAGGAGAACAUGCUUCUUCGACAUGGAGAGAACGACUUCAGUGUCAUGUACUCCACCAGGAAAAACUGUGCUCAGCUCUGGCUCGGUCCCGCCGCCUUUAUAAACCAUGAUUGCAGACCUAACUGUAAGUUUGUCUCGACGGGUCGCGACACCGCCUGCGUGAAGGCCUUGAGAGACAUCGAGCCCGGGGAGGAAAUCUCCUGUUAUUACGGAGACGGGUUUUUCGGAGAAAACAACGAGUACUGCGAGUGUUACACUUGUGAAAGACGGGGAACUGGUGCUUUUAAGUCGAGAGUGGGGCUGCCCACGCCCGCUCCCGUCAUCAACAGUAAAUACGGGCUGAGAGAGACCGACAAGCGCUUAAACCGGCUGAAGAAGCUGGGUGACGGCAGCAAGAACUCGGACAGCCAGUCGGUCAGCUCCAACACGGACGCAGAUACCACUCAGGAAAAAGCCGACGCGGCUGCUAACAGGAAACCGUCCGUCGGCGUAAAGAAGAGCAGCAAGAACCGAUCGCUGACGCGCCCGUCGUCAUCGGUGUCGCGGAUCCCGGCGGCCUCCAACUCUACCUCAUCGAAACUCACUCCUCUCCACAAUCCCAGGGUACCAAAGAAACUGAAAAGGCCUGUCAUCAAGCCUUUGCUCUCCAAGAUAAAGCUCAGAAACCAGUGCCGGCGGACAGAGCAGAAGAGCUCCUCCAGAAAGCUGGAGGUGGGGAACCUGGUCCUCAAGGAGCCCAAGGUGGUUCUCUACAAAAACUUGCCCAUUAAAAAGGACAGAGCGUCGGAGGGAGCGGGGGGUGCCGCCGCGGCUGGUGGCUGCCUCACCCGCCAUGCGGCCCGGGAACACCGGCAGGGGCCCCUGAACGGGGCUCCCGAGCAGGACGGGGAGUCCCCCUGCGCCUACAUCACUCGGAGGUCAGUGAGGACGAGAACCGGGUGGAAGGAGACCUCUGAGCCCGCCCUCGAGCCGAGCCUGCCGGGCAGCCCUCCCGGCACCUGGACGGGCCCAGGCUCCGGCACAGACACGGACGCCACAGAACCGCCCACCGCCCACGCGGUGCACGACCAGCAAAAGGCCUAUGAGUCCACUGCAUCCCCAAAGGGGGAGGGCAGGUCUCCAAAGGAGGACGCCAUCACGGCCAAAAAGAAAUCACGGCCAGGGAAGCUUCUGAAACCAUUUCCCAAAGUGGAGGAGCCCACGCCGGCCCUGGACGUCCCCGAAAGCGACGAAGCGGCGCCCGCCCUCGUCGGCUCACAGCCCGACCGCGGGGAGCCCAGGGACAGAGCAGAGGGGUCCAUGGGCCGCCAGGACUGCACCCCCGCCGCUGCGGGCGGGUGUUCCAUGGGGACGCCCGACCAUACCAGAACGAAAGACAACUUUAGAACUGCCAAAAGCAAAAAAAAACGGCGCAUCACGAGGUACGAUGCGCAGCUGAUCCUGGAGAACAGCUCCGGGAUCCCCAAAUUGACUCUGCGGCGCCGCCACGACAGCAGCAGUAAGGCGCACGAGCAGGACGCCGAGAGCGCCGGCGCCUCCAAGAUCAGCAUCAAGCUCAGCAAGGACCACGACAAGGACAGCAGCCUCUACGUGGCCAAGCUCAACAACGGUUUCAGCGCCGGCGCCGGCGGCGGCAGCGCCACCAAGCUGAAGAUCCAGCUGAAGCGCGACGAGGAGGGCCGCGGGCCCUACGCCGAGGAGCUGCGUGAGAACGGCCUCUGCUGCCAGGAGACGCUCUCCCUGCUGGAGUCACGCGUGGAUGGCGACGGCUACGGGCAGUACCCGGAGGAGAGCGCCGAGGAGGUGUCCUCGGAGGAGGAGGAGGAGGAAGAGGACGAGGAGGACGACGACUACGAGGACGACUACGAGGACGACUUCAUCCCCCUCCCCCCCGCCAAGCGGCUGCGGCUGAUCGUCGGCAAGGACUCCAUCGAUAUCGACAUCUCCUCCCGUCGGCGCGAAGACCAGUCGCUGCGGCUCAACGCCUGAGCGCCCGCGGCCCCCGCCCGUCACUCCUGGAUCGGCCCGGCCCGGCAGAGCGUGGACAGCGGCGCCCGCGGGCGCGCCUUCUGAUCGUACUUUUUAAAUAGCCUUCUUAUGUGCAAUUCUGAGGUCAAGGGGAUGCCCUUUUGUAAAAUAAAUGCUCGAAUCCAAUUGUACAGAGAGAUCCGCCUUCCCGAGGACAGUGGGAGCAAUGACGUGGCUACACACUGAUUUUUAACCUGGAGAGCAUCCGCCGGCUCUUUGGGAGCUGACUAAACCGUAAUUUAAAAAAUCACCGUAGCAGCAUAGUAACGUUCUCGAGUACGUGUUACUAUCACCAGCAAUGACCUGUGGCUCUUUGAUUUACUCGGUAGCUGUUUCCCCCGGAGUUUCGUCCGUUUCACACUGUACGCUGUCCCCGAUGGACUGUUCGUGGCCUUGGUCCUAGUAGCAAACUGUUGGUUGGAAGUCACAUGGAUUUCUUUCUUUCUUUCUUGAUUUUUUUAGUCCGAUGACAGAGGCGUCGACGGCUUGCUCCCUUUUUAGUACAUUAUAUGUACCGGGUGGCAGCGUGCAGGACGGAAGUUUGGAUAUGGUGUAUUUAUUGCUUGUUAUGUAAAUUAAACACCUUGUAUUUAACACUUUUCAAUACUUUUAGAUAAAAUUGUUCUUUGCAAGAAUGAUUGGUGCUUAUUUUUUCAAAACUUUGCUGUGAAACAAUGUGGUGACCCCAGGCGACAUUUACCCACGACCCACAGCUCCUCAUUCGGUUCUUCAUCGUUUUCUGUUGCACUUGUAAAAUGCUACAAGGAAUAUAAAGAAAUCUAUUCACUUUAACUUAUAAUAGUUUAUGAAAUAAAAACCUGAGUCACAGCUUUUGUUCUGUGGUGCCCUAUACAAAUGUUUGUCUUGAAGAUUCAAUGUAAAGGACUGAAAACGCUGUACAUGUUGUAAAUAUUUGUGUGUUGUGAGAAACUUUUGUCAUGAGACAUUAAAAGAACUUACCAGGAAGGUUUCCAUACGUUCAUGCCGAUGCCAUAGGCCACCGAGGGGGCCCAGCCGCCCCGGCGGCUCCCACCUCCCGCCCCGUCGCUGCCAGCCAAGAGCGCCGCGCCGGGCCUCGGGGCCCAUGACAAACCAAGCGGCUCCGAUUCCGACCAGGGCCGACAUCGGACCGCGGGGGGUUCCUGCCGACUCCUCUGUAAGUCCUUGAGCUCGGAGCCUGGAGGCCAGCAAAUGGCUGGGGUGACGGGCGGCGGUCCCGGGUCCCGUGGCGCCCUCGGUUCCGGUCGGUGUCUGGUCCCGGGAGGCGGCCCCUUCUCCCCCCGCUCUCUCCUUCAGGCCUGCGGGCCAGCCCCUACCACGCUCCCUAGGGAAGCCUCAGCCUCGUCUCCCGUGGGAGGUCGUGCAUUCCCUGGGCCGCUCCCAAGCUUGGCAGUCUGUCCGCGAGGGGCUCCAGCUCCUCCGGACGCCCUCUGGUCCUUACAACAGCACACGUGAGAGAAGCAGCCCCCCGUGGCGGCCGGGAUUAUCCCAGAGGGGGAAGCCAUAGGCCCCGAGGCUGAAAAUCAUGGCCCGUCCUUUAAAUCAAGAGUUCUUCACGUUGGGGAUGGGGGCGUUGGGAAGGGAGGCAGAGGAAUAUCCUGGCUGGUUCUUUGCCUACUUGGGGCCACCCUUCCAUGGGUUCUAGCUUUCGUUGUAAAGUAAUAAAAGAUCUUUAAUUACA